Molecule: messenger RNA, 2181 nt
Organism: Coregonus clupeaformis (lake whitefish)
Lineage: Eukaryota; Metazoa; Chordata; Actinopteri; Salmoniformes; Salmonidae
Exons: 4
Coding region: 410-1879 (489 amino acids)
Molecular function (GO): RNA binding
Source: RefSeq, a predicted model, not a curated record
UUAGCUAGCUUCUAGCGUAGUGUUUGAUAUGAAAUGCGAUCUCCUCGUAAUUAACCGUUCAGGGGCGUCCUGAUGAGAAGCUUGCUACUUUUAUGUUAUUCUGGCUGCUGACUAAGGUCGUGACUGUUAGUCGUAGCUAGCUGGCUAGCUAGCAAACAAGGGAUAAUAACGUUAUGGCAACGGAACAUAAAGAACGAACGACUGGGUCGCGUCUCUAGCAACCAAAAUGUGAGAAAGUAUGAAUUCGCUUAUACAAAUGAAAAUGUCAACGAAAAAUAAGUAUUUCCACCGGUAAAUGUGUGCUUUCAUAUUGUUUUAUUUGGCAACUGUGGUAUAAGCGGGAUAAACCUUUUUUACCUUGGAAAAACGAACUCCGCUAAGGGACUCAUCGUCCAUUAUUUCCAAGGUGAUGAACAUCUCAGAGGAGAACAGGACAGUCGUGGUCUCCGGUGUGCCAGACACACUGUCCAUGAGUCGCAUGGCAGACAAACUGUUCAUUCACUUCCAGAGCUCCAGAAGCCACGGAGGAGAUGUAGAAGACAUCAAGUACCCGAGCAGCUUCAAGGGGGUGGCUUUUGUUACAUUUGAAAACACCAGAGAUGCCGAGAUGGUGAUCAGAAAUGAACAGAUAAUGUGUGAUAAGGAGUUCCCUCAAGACUAUCCUCUCACUGUAUACAAAUUCACCCAAGAUGUGUUGUUCUACAUUAACGCUAAAGUGAACCUGUCAAUCUUCGGUGACAAGGAACAGCAGGAGACAGUGAUCCAAAGCCUGCAGUCUGCUCACAGGUCAGUGAGGAUCUGCCCUCUACCCAGCCAGGAGAGUAAAGCUUCAGUGGAGGGACCCUUCACUGCCGUCAGGGCCCUGAGAGAGGACCUGCUCCAGCGGGCCGCUGCCAGCAGCAGUCACAUAGGGGAGAAGCACAGGGCUCCAUCGACCUCUGGUUACUCCCUGACCUCAGUGGCAGCAGGGAAUUGGGUAUCCAAGUUCAGCAGCAGUCAUGCCUUGGAGAAGCACAGAGCUCCAUCUCCAUCAAGCCAUGAUCAUUCCCUGAGCUCUGUGGUAGCAGGGAGUAGGUCUUCCAGGGUCAGAUCUGGUGAUGGUGCUGAGGUGGACUUCCAGGUCAGCAGUUACACCUGGGAGAAGAAGCACGGGGCAGCUCCAUCAAGCUCUGAUCAUUCUCUGUCAAGCUCUGUGGCAGGAGGGAGUGGGGUUUCCAAUAGAAGUCAAACCUGGGAAAAGCACCACUGGGCAGCUCCGUCAAGCUCUGAUCAUUCUCCGAGCUCCAUGGUAUCAGGGAGUGGGGAAUCCAAGGUCGUCAGCAGCAGUCACACAUUAGAGAAGUACAUCGCUCCGUCAAGCCAUGAUCGAUCUCUGUCAAGCCCAGUGGCAGCAGGGACUUCCAAGGUCAGCUCAGGUGGUGAUGUUGAUGAGGAAGAGGAGUCCACGUGGGUGGACACAAACAUAUUUCUUUACAUUCAGAGAUUUUAUAAAGACGAGUUUGACCAAUGUUUGAGGAACCACGGUGUGUCGGCUGUGUUCAAUGACAAUGAUGUGGCCGACCUGACUCUGAUAUCGCUGAGAGGAGGACGCAACAGCAAGGGUCUCUCUGAAGUCCAACUGACCAUAUCAGAGCUGUCUGAUCUGGUCACUGUUUGGCAGUCAACCCUGAGAAUCCACACUAUAGACUAUCGAAGGCAGGACGUGCAUGAGAUGAAGAGGCUGCUGCAAAUCUGUGCCGAGGUAAACAACUUUAAAGACGUUCUGUACGUGCAGAAGGAGUUUAGUGUCCUGGUCAUCGGUCCCUCUAUGACCAGUCAUCUCUUUAGUGAAUGUGUGAAGGAUAGAAUGCAUCAACUGGAUGAAGAGGACGUCUUGUAGUGGUAGUCAAAAUGUGAAUCCAUUUACCAUUCUGCAAUAGCAGCUAGUGCAUGAAGAGCAUUUUUGCGCGAUAUAUAUUGAUUGCACUGUGAGACGUUUUCAAAAGAUCUUGUGACAACUAAAUAGUAUUGAGUUUGUGUUAUUUGCUGUGUCUCAACAAGGAUGCUGUUAUGUGCCAAGCCAGCCUUGGGGUAUAAACAAGAUAAUGGACUAGAAACUACAUGUUAAUGAGACAACAAUAGAGAGUGCUGUUGUACCGAAUAUACACUAUUUCUUCCAUGAAAUAAAUGAUUUCUGGUUUC